GCCCGCCCGCGCCCCGGUUCCCACGUCCCCCGCCGCCAGCCCCGAGACCACGCGCGCACGGACUGGGGGUCGCGCCGGCGGGGCCCGGCCGCGCACCUGGAAAGUUCCCCGUCGCCUGACCCUCGCACAAAAUGGGAAAUGGUUCGGUGAAACCCAAACAUUCCAAGCACCUGGAUGGCCACAGGAAUCUCAGCAAUGAUGCUCUGCGGAGCAAGGUGCUAGAACUGGAGAGAGAGCUGAGGAGGAAAGAGGCCGAGAUCCAGGAGCGGGAGUACCAUUUGAAGGAGCUGCGGGAGCAGCUGUCCAAGCAGACCGUGGCCAUCGCCGAGCUCACGGAGGAGCUCCAGAGCAAAUGCAUCCAGCUGAACAAGCUUCAAGAUGUAGUCCACCUGCAGGGAGGAAGCCCACUGCAGGCAUCCCCAGAGAAAGUACCUUUGGAGGUGCACCGGAAGUCCUCAGGAUUGGUCUCUCUGCAGAGCAGAAGGGGGGCGAAGGCAGGGGUGUCUGCCGAGCCAACAACCCGUACUUAUGACCUCAACAAACCCCCUGAAUUUUCCUUUGAGAAAGCAAGAGUCAGAAAGGACUCCAGUGAGAAGAAGCUCAUUACCGAUGCCCUUAAUAAAAAUCAGUUUCUGAAGAGGCUAGAUCCUCAGCAGAUCAAAGACAUGGUGGAAUGCAUGUAUGGAAGAAAUUACCAGCAAGGGAGUUACAUUAUUAAGCAAGGAGAACCAGGAAACCAUAUUUUUGUACUGGCAGAGGGCCGACUCGAGGUGUUCCAAGGGGAGAAAUUCCUCUCAGCCAUCCCUCUAUGGACCACGUUUGGGGAACUGGCCAUUUUAUACAACUGCACAAGGACUGCCUCUGUGAAAGCUGUUACCAAUGUUAAAACUUGGGCACUGGAUCGAGAGGUAUUCCAGAACAUAAUGAGAAGAACAGCUCAAGCUAGAGAUGAACAGUACAGAAACUUCCUCAGAAGUGUUUCCUUGCUGAAGAAUUUACCUGAAGAUAAGCUAGCCAAGAUCAUUGACUGCUUGGAAGUGGAGUACUAUGACAAAGGAGAUUACAUUAUUAGAGAGGGUGAAGAAGGAAGUACCUUUUUCAUUUUAGCAAAAGGAAAGGUAAAAGUCACCCAAAGUACAGAAGGCCAUGAGCAGCCACAACUAAUAAAAACAUUGCAGAAGGGGGAAUACUUUGGAGAAAAAGCUCUUAUCAGUGAAGAUGUUCGAUCAGCUAACAUUAUUGCUGAAGAAAAUGAUGUCGCCUGCCUGGUGAUAGAUCGAGAAACAUUCAACCAAACGGUUGGGACUUUUGAAGAACUACAGAAAUAUCUGGAAGGGUAUGUGGCAAACCUAAACCGAGAUGAUGAAAAAAGACAUGCAAAGAGAUCCAUGUCUAACUGGAAGUUGUCAAAAGCACUCUCUCUGGAAAUGAUACAGCUGAAGGAGAAAGUGGCCAGAUUUUCCUCAUCAUCCCCAUUCCAGAACCUUGAGAUUAUCGCAACACUGGGCGUUGGUGGGUUCGGAAGAGUUGAGCUUGUUAAAGUGAAAAAUGAGAAUGUUGCUUUCGCUAUGAAAUGCAUAAGGAAGAAGCACAUUGUUGACACGAAACAACAGGAGCAUGUCUACUCGGAAAAGAGGAUCUUGGAAGAGCUGUGUUCUCCCUUUAUUGUGAAACUAUAUCGUACUUUCAAGGACAAUAAAUAUGUGUACAUGCUUCUGGAGGCCUGUUUAGGUGGAGAGCUAUGGAGUAUACUAAGGGACAGGGGCAGCUUUGAUGAAUCUACCUCGAAGUUCUGUGUUGCUUGUGUGACUGAAGCAUUUGAUUACUUGCAUCGACUAGGUAUUAUCUACAGAGACCUGAAACCAGAAAACUUAAUUCUAGAUUCUGAUGGUUAUCUAAAACUGGUUGAUUUUGGAUUUGCUAAGAAAAUAGGAUCUGGACAAAAAACAUGGACAUUCUGUGGAACUCCAGAAUAUGUUGCCCCAGAAGUUAUUCUCAACAAAGGACACGAUUUCAGUGUAGAUUUUUGGUCACUGGGAAUUCUAGUGUAUGAGCUCUUAACGGGCAAUCCACCCUUUUCUGGUGUUGACCAAAUGAUGACCUACAAUUUGAUUCUCAAAGGAAUUGAAAAAAUGGAUUUUCCCAGAAAGAUUACAAGAAGACCUGAGGAUUUGAUUCGAAGACUUUGCAGGCAAAAUCCAACAGAAAGACUAGGAAAUCUGAAGAAUGGCAUCAAUGACAUUAAGAAACACAGAUGGUUAAAUGGUUUUAACUGGGAAGGAUUAAAAGCACGGAGUCUCCCAUCACCUUUACAAAGAGAGCUCAGUGGACCCACAGAUCACAGCUACUUUGACAAGUAUCCACCUGAGAAGGGUGUGCCUCCGGAUGAGCUGUCAGGCUGGGAUAAAGACUUCUGAUUGAAAAAACAAGAAGAAGAUCAUUAUUUAGCCUGCAUAGAAAAGGAUAUGAGGAAAAGUAAUCCAACACGGAUUUUUUUCACUUUGGAGUAUUACAGUAUACCUUACAGAAUACUGUCUGAAAAAAGAAAUCCCUGCCAGGAUUUGAGGGUGGACAAUAAUGGGUAUGGAGGUGGAACUGAAUUAUAAUGUCUUAUUGAGGAGCUGUGAAUUACUCAUCUAUUCCAGUCUUUGUUUUUAUCAACUGUUAAAAGCUAUCGAUUUUUCUCCAUUGUCAGUCCAUUAUUUUGUUGCAGAGACAUAUC
Messenger RNA from Sorex fumeus (smoky shrew), 2722 nucleotides. RefSeq names its product protein kinase cGMP-dependent 2 (gene PRKG2). Gene Ontology annotation, biological process: protein phosphorylation. The transcript has 19 exons. Gene Ontology annotation, molecular function: ATP binding; cGMP-dependent protein kinase activity. NCBI's taxonomy places the organism in Eukaryota, Metazoa, Chordata, Mammalia, Eulipotyphla, Soricidae. The record is from RefSeq and is a predicted model, not a curated record. Bases 132 to 2417 code for a protein of 761 amino acids.